Lineus longissimus is the source of this 1455-nucleotide messenger RNA. RefSeq names its product arpin-like. Gene Ontology annotation, biological process: negative regulation of actin nucleation. The record is from RefSeq and is a predicted model, not a curated record. Bases 62 to 736 code for a protein of 224 amino acids. NCBI's taxonomy places the organism in Eukaryota, Metazoa, Nemertea, Pilidiophora, Heteronemertea, Lineidae. The transcript is spliced from 6 exons.
GCGGCGCUGCUAACCAGGAAAUGAGAAGAUAAUUUUGUUGUAAUUAAUAAAUACGACCAACAUGAGCCGAAUAUAUGAAAACAAGCCGCUUCAGUCAGUACCUAUUGAAACCCACCAGUGGAAAACACUCUGGAAACCCGCUACUUUACAAAGCGGCAAUGGAAUCCUGAUUGAAGGUAGCAUCCAGGGAAGAUCACGACAUGUCAUAGCAGAUUCUGCAGGCUCAAAGUUGAGAUAUCUGGUUCUGCACAUCAAACUCCUGAGAUGUCACAAGAGGAAGUUUGAUAAACUGGGCAAAGAGAUUGAACCAAACUUCAGUGAGACGAAGAAAGUUAAUAUUGGUCACCUCAAUUCUUCCUACAAGGUUGAAGCAAAAGGAGAGACUGACAGAAUCUCAAAUGAGGAGGCAACAGCUAAGUUAACCUUGCCAGAUUUGAAAAGCAUCACAGCAAAACACAGCGUAUCAGGCUGUUUGCCUUUGUGGAUUGAAGAGGCCACUAUGGAAAAGAUGGACUUGGAUGUGGGUGAUGAGGUCAGGUUGAAAACAAAAGGAGACAGUCCAUUCAUUUUUUCCAUUUCUAAAAUUGAAGGCGGCAGCUCAAAGGCUUCAAAUUAUGUUGGCGGUGACCAAGUCGGUGGUUCUUGGACGGAUAAGAUAUUUACUGAGAAGAUUGAGGUGAAAACUCUGCCCCAGGAUCAGCCAGAGGGGGUCGAUGAUGACGAAUGGGAUGACUAGAUGUUCUGUUUUGGACUGAAAAUUGGUGCUUAAUUCAGUGGUCAGAAUUGACCCUCGUAUUCCCAAAAGGACAAACUGCAGCCAAGAUGCUUCAGGAAUUCCAAUGGCUACAUUAGUGACAUAGUGACUUUUAGCACAGCCUCAUAGACCUAUGUUAAGAUUCUGCAGGUCAUGCUACACGUACCGACUUAGAAUACCAGUAAACAUUGUAUUGUCACUAUUUUCUACUGUGGCAUGCUAUAAGCUCUGCUAGACAAGACUGUAAAGUCCUGUUGACUGCAGAGUAGAGAUUAUAUGAUUAACACAUCAUUACUGUACCGCAUGUACCAGAACAACAUCACUUCAGCAUGUACGGUAAAGUGGUACAAUGAUAGCCUUGGUACAAUUACAGUACCUACCUUGUAGAAACCAGCUGGCAUUACGCAGAGGCGUGUUGAACACAGAGACUACAACUGCACCAGGGCUACCUUACACUACCUUACCUUACAGCUUAUAAGCUUAUAAUCGAACCCUUGCACGUUUUCUUUACAAUAGGAGGAGAACAUACAAAGCAUGAUAGUGGUAAAAACUGACAAAAAGAUCUGGCCCUCAUUAGCUGAGAACAAGCUGUCCGAGACAUUGUGCUCUUCAAAUUUUCAUAUUGUUUUCUUUUGUAUUAUACAUUUCAUUUACAUUUGUAUAUCUUUGUACAGGACUAUACAAUAAAAUUCUAUAAAGCA